AUGCUGAAUCCGUACCACAUAUGUCAUAAAGGUAUCCGUCUGACCAUGCUGAAUCCGUACCACAUAUGUCAUAAAGGUAUCCGUCUGACCAUGCUGAAUCCGUAUCACAUAUGUCAUAAAGGUAUCCGUCUGACCAUGCUGAAUCCGUACCACAUAUGUCAUAAAGGUAUCCGUCUGACCAUGCUGAAUCCGUACCACAUAUGUCAUAAAAGUAUCCGUCUGACCAUGCUGAAUCCGUACCACAUAUUUCAUAAAGGUAUCCGUCUGACCAUGCUGAAUCCGUACCACAUAUGUCAUAAAGGUAUCCGUCUGACCAUGCUGAAUCCGUACCACAUAUGUCAUAAAGGUAUCCGUCUGACCAUGCUGAAUCCGUACCACAUAUGUCAUAAAGGUAUCCGUCUGACCAUGCUGAAUCCGUACCACAUAUGUCAUAAAGGUAUCCGUCUGACCAUGCUGAAUCCGUACCACAUAUUUCAUAAAGGUAUCCGUCUGACCAUGCUGAAUCCGUACCACAUAUUUCAUAAAGGUAUCCGUCUGACCAUGCUGAAUCCGUACCACAUAUGUCAUAAAGGUAUCCGUCUGACCAUGCUGAAUCCGUACCACAUAUGUCAUAAAGGUAUCCAUCUGACCAUGCUGAAUCCGUACCACAUAUUUCAUAAAGGUAUCCGUCUGACCAUGCUGAAUCCGUAUCACAUAUGUCAUAAAGGUAUCCGUCUGACCAUGCUGAAUCCGUACCACAUAUGUCAUAAAGGUAUCCGUCUGACCAUGCUGAAUCCGUACCACAUAUGUCAUAAAGGUAUCCGUCUGACCAUGCUGAAUCCGUACCACAUAUUUCAUAAAGGUAUCCGUCUGACCAUGCUGAAUCCGUAUCACAUAUGUCAUAAAGGUAUCCGUCUGACCAUGCUGAAUCCGUACCACAUAUGUCAUAAAGGUAUCCGUCUGACCAUGCUGAAUCCGUACCACAUAUGUCAUAAAGGUAUCCGUCUGACCAUGCUGAAUCCGUACCACAUAUGUCAUAAAGGUAUCCGUCUGACCAUGCUGAAUCCGUACCACAUAUGUCAUAAAGGUAUCCGUCUGACCAUGCUGAAUCCGUACCACAUAUGUCAUAAAGGUAUCCGUCUGACCAUGCUGAAUCCGUACCGCCAAAUCUAUUUUGGAGGGUUUACAUAUAUUCUUCAAAAUAGCAGGUUCAAUAUUUCGCUUGCGGAAAGUUGA
Messenger RNA from Haliotis rufescens (red abalone), 1215 nucleotides. RefSeq lists its product as uncharacterized. The coding region runs from base 1 to 1215 and encodes 404 amino acids. The transcript has a single exon. NCBI's taxonomy places the organism in Eukaryota, Metazoa, Mollusca, Gastropoda, Lepetellida, Haliotidae. The record is from RefSeq and is a predicted model, not a curated record.